Molecule: messenger RNA, 2129 nt
Organism: Eupeodes corollae
Lineage: Eukaryota; Metazoa; Arthropoda; Insecta; Diptera; Syrphidae
Gene: eas
Product: ethanolamine kinase
Exons: 4
Coding region: 730-1968 (412 amino acids)
Biological process (GO): phosphatidylethanolamine biosynthetic process
Cellular component (GO): cytoplasm
Molecular function (GO): ethanolamine kinase activity
Source: RefSeq, a predicted model, not a curated record
AUCCAAUUCGCUUUGAGCUGUCAUCGAGUCCAGUCGGUUUUGUGUUUUCGUCUCCAUUCAUUCAGACUCAACUCAGAUUUAUUUUAUACUUUUAUUUGGUAAAAAGCAAAUCCUCAAGAAGACUUUUUAAACAAGUUCGUUCGUUUUCGUUACCACUUACCUGUGCUUCAAAAUAAGUUAUCUAUUUUAAAUGGUUUGAUUCGAUAGCUAAAACAUAAGUUUGCAAAUUUGAACUACUUUUGAUUUGAUUAUUCUUACCGAAAGAACUCUUUUAAUGUUUUAUUAAAAACCGAGUACCUGCCUAUUUUGUAUGUGUUCUAAUUCUAAUUGGGAGAAAAGUCCAAAGCAACCAAAUUGAAUCCCUUGAAAAAUCGAUAAAAAUAGAAAUACCCAUCGCGCCACACCACCACCGUUGGAUUUUUCUUCUUUUUUUUGGUAUCAGGCGAAUUACAUUAGGCGCCAAUAAUCUUGUCCUGAUUUUUGUAGACAAUCAGCUGAUUUCUUAAAGUAAACAGGAUUUACAAAGCAAUCUACGUGAGACGGGAUAAAGGGACGGACGUACAAAAAAGAAAAACUAGAAAAUCAAUCCAUCAAAUCCCAACAUAUUGUGUGCAACUCUUGCAAAAGACAUAAAUAGACUUUUAACGACAAUAAUUUUAUAAAUCAAUAGGAUUUUUUGUUUUUCUUCGAUUUUAUUUGUCUGUUUUGUUGUUGUUGAUUUUGUCAAUUAUGGGCACAGAAGGCUGUUGCCAGCAACAAACCGAAAGUAUAGCAACAUCGAAGCUUAACUUGGAGACUGGUGAAGAAUGUUGUAGUCGGAGCAAUGGAAGUUGCAGUACGAAGAAUAUGUGUCGCCAGCCAGAAACGGAAGUUCCAUUCAUACCAGUGACCGUUGACGAGAACGAUGUCAUAUCCGGUGCCAAAGAUAUUUUAAAAGUGAUCCGAUCUAACUGGGACAUGUCCUCAGUUGAAUUUAAGAUUUUCACAGACGGAAUAACAAACAAACUAGUUGGUUGCUUCAAUACACCAAAAAUUGAUGACAAUAAUUCCUCUCAAAACGGCUGUACCGACUAUACAAACAAUGUCGUUCUUGUACGAGUUUAUGGCAACAAAACCGACCUGCUUAUCGAUCGCAAAGCUGAAACCCGCAACAUAAAGCUACUUCAUUCCUACGGAUUCGCACCCUCGUUAUUUGCUACAUUCAAAAACGGUCUCGCUUACGAAUACGUACCCGGAAAAACAUUAACUCCCGAAAGUGUAACUAGACCCGAAGUAUGGCAGCUAGUGGCAUGUCGCAUGGCAGAUAUGCAUAAAGUUACCCAAGACAAUGGUUUAGCGAUACCACCGGCACGUGAAUCAAUGCUUUGGAAAAAGGUUCAGAGUUUCUUUGACUUGGUGCCAGAACGUUUUUCAGAUGCCGACAAGCACAGCAGGUUAGAAAAAACCUUUCUACCCAUUUCGAAGAUCCGCAACGAGUUUGAGUUGCUUUACAAAAAAUUAAAGUCACUCAAUAGUCCGCUAGUAUUUGCACAUAACGAUCUAUUGUUGGGCAAUGUCAUCUACACAGAAUCUCUGCAACAGAUAACAUUCAUCGAUUACGAAUAUGCUGAUUAUAACUUUCAAGCCUUUGAUAUUGGCAAUCAUUUCGCUGAAUUUGCUGGUGUAGAUGAAGUUGAUUAUAAGCGUUACCCAUCAAAGGAAUUUCAACUUAAAUGGCUGCGAACUUAUUUGGAGGCUUAUUUGGAGAGUAGUGAGGUUUCAGAGGAACAAGUUCAGAGGCUAUAUGUGCAGGUAAAUCAGUUUGCAUUGGCGGCGCACUUCUUUUGGACGAUAUGGGCCCUCAUUCAGGCGGAAUAUUCAACAAUUGACUUUGAUUUUGUCGACUACGCCUUCACCCGUUACAAUGAGUACUUAACCAAAAAGGAUACAUUCCUAUCACUGGAUAUAAACACUAAUAGUCUUAGCUGAGACAAGUUUCUUAACCACAUCGUUUGACACGAAACCAGCAAGACAUUUAAAAAGUUACAUGUGAAACUAAAAACAAUAAUUCACAAAUAUGUAUUUUUGUUGUUGUAUAAAGUAAAAUAAAAGAUUUGUUAGCAAAUUCAAAAAAUAAUAAAAUAUGAUAA